AUGCCAUGGAUAGCACUUCUUCUAUACCAUAAUCCGAGGACCAAGUGUGCGGGCUCGCUGAUCAACAGUCGAUAUGUUUUAACUGCUGCCCACUGUGUGGACAGGGAUGAGGUCAGAGCUGUUCGUCUGGGCGAGCAUGACACAUCCACAGAAGACGACUACGGAAUGCAGAUCAAUGGAUUAAGGAGCUGGGCACCUAAGCCCGUGGAAGUAGAAGUUGAGGAAAGUAUCAUACAUCCGGAUUUUAAGUGGCACCAUCUGAGAAACGACAUUGCCCUACUGCGACUCAAGUUGCCAGUACGAUACACACCGGCAAUCAGUCCCAUUUGUCUUUUGGGCCGUCAUAUCUCCUUGGAACCUUAUAGUGUCGCCGCCGAAUACAAAAUAGCCGGAUGGGGCUAUACUGAAAGGGAUAGGGGUAGCAAUGUCUUGCUGAAGACCAAUAUCAUGAGAGUGCACCACGUCAAGUGCAACAGGAAGCACAAGCUCUUGCAGGAGACCCAAAUAUGUGCUGGCGGCCAGUGGGGCAGGGACACUUGUAAAGGCGACUCCGGCGGCCCUUUAAUGGCCUCUUUGGGCAAAGAUUUCGUGUAUCUGGCCGGCAUCACCUCCUAUGCACCUUCAAAAUGUGGACAGCCAGGUGUCUAUACAAAGACUGAAUCGUUUAUCUAUUGGAUAAAGUAUAUGUUAAGGCCUUAAAUUAAGCAGGGAAAUUAUAAAGGUACGACGAACUCUCAGGUAAAAGCAUUUAUUUGUGAU
Drosophila eugracilis is the source of this 759-nucleotide messenger RNA. RefSeq names its product spaetzle-processing enzyme-like. The transcript has 2 exons. Bases 1 to 699 code for a protein of 232 amino acids. Gene Ontology annotation, molecular function: serine-type endopeptidase activity. The record is from RefSeq and is a predicted model, not a curated record. Gene Ontology annotation, biological process: proteolysis. Lineage: Eukaryota; Metazoa; Arthropoda; Insecta; Diptera; Drosophilidae.